AUGUGCAAGGGUGCUCGCUCGCUCACCGCCUUCGUGGCGAAUGGCCUGUUCCAUUCUCGAGGGAUGACGGCGGGAGGGGAGGCGGGAGAGUUGGAAGCCUGGGUCCGGAAGUGCAGGAGGGCCGGCGUGAGGCCCAGGUACGGAAUCCCAGAGGGCUCCGCCCACCUUCACGGGGCCCCGCCCCGCCGCCCCUCAACCCGCAGGUUCGCCAGCCCGCGGCGCCGCCGGGCAGCUCCUCCUCCUCUCCGCCCCGCCGGCCACGGGCGCGGAGGACGUCAGCGCUGCCAGCGUGGAAACAGCGGCGGGGCGCGGGAGGAGGAAGUAGCGCCCGGGACCGCUGGGCCACCACCGGCCGCCUCAGCCAUGGACACGUCCCUGGAGAAGAUAGCAGACCCCACGUUAGCUGAAAUGGGAAAAAACUUGAAGGAGGCAAUGAAGAUGCUGGAGGACAGUCAGAGAAGAACAGAAGAGGAAAAUGGAAAGAAGCUCAUAUCCGGAGAUAUUCCAGGCCCACUCCAGGGCAGUGGACAAGAUAUGGUGAGCAUCCUCCAGUUAGUUCAGAAUCUGAUGCAUGGAGAUGAAGAUGAGGAGCCCCAGAGCCCCAGAAGCAAGUGUCUGGAGGACCAAGUCCUGAAAAUGCGGUUGCUGUCUCAGACAGUGCGUGCUCUUGGAAUUUUGAUCCUGCCAGAUUUCCCUCCAUGGAGUUGUGGCAUUUAGCAGUCCCACCAGCAAUGUAUGAGAGUACUUUAUUUCCACACUUUCACCUGCAAAGGCGUUAUCAGACUGAAGGAUCGUUGAUAAGUGAUAUUCUGAUGAGAAAUCUGAUAAGUGAGAAGUGGUAUUUCAGCAUAAUUUGAAUUUGCGGGUUUUUUUUUAUUAUGAACCAAGUGAAAUGUCUUUUUGUAUGUUUUAAGACCCAUUUAUAUUUCUAGGAUCUGUCUGUUACCCAUGAUCCUAUUAGGUUGUCUCUUUCUUAUUAUUUACAGUUAACAAUUGUAAACUUAUUCCUUCUUUUUUACAGUUAUUCUUCAUAAGGGAAAUUAGUUUCAAUUAUAUAUAAAACAUUUUAUAUAAUCAAUUUUACUUAUAUAUAAAAUAAUACCUAGUCCCCCAUGAGUUUGCUGUAUUAUU
This is a messenger RNA of Rhinopithecus roxellana (golden snub-nosed monkey), 1131 nucleotides long. RefSeq lists its product as uncharacterized. NCBI's taxonomy places the organism in Eukaryota, Metazoa, Chordata, Mammalia, Primates, Cercopithecidae. Bases 1 to 717 code for a protein of 238 amino acids. The record is from RefSeq and is a predicted model, not a curated record. The transcript has 6 exons.